Messenger RNA from Eriocheir sinensis (Chinese mitten crab), 915 nucleotides. Its product is annotated as killer cell lectin-like receptor subfamily G member 2. NCBI's taxonomy places the organism in Eukaryota, Metazoa, Arthropoda, Malacostraca, Decapoda, Varunidae. The transcript has 4 exons. Bases 85 to 615 code for a protein of 176 amino acids. The record is from RefSeq and is a predicted model, not a curated record.
GGCAAGGGGGGAGCCGCGUCAGGAGGGUAUAUAGAGCUAGGGUGGAGCGUCGACGCGUUACUCCUCCUCUUCCUGACGACCGCGAUGCAGACCAGGUGUUGCGUGCUCCUGCUGGUGGCGCUGCAGGUGGUGGCAGUGCUAGCGGCGCGUGCUAAACGAGCCUCACCGCAGCAGUGUCCCGAGGGCUUCACGGGGAUCGGCUUCGGGAUGUGCGUGUCGGUGCGGAGUCUGAAUGUGAACUACUUCGACGCGCGCUCCUGGGCCACCACCAACAAUAUGUGCAAGGCCGACGGUGCCAGGCUGGUCUCCCUGGACACACCUGAGAAGCACAAGGCCCUCACGGAAUACCUCCACUCAAAUUUUGAUUUCAGCUCAAUUCUUCAGAUGUGGGUGGGCGCCACGAGGAACGCGACGGGCUGGUGGUGGCUCAACUCAGCACCCUUACCCGUGGACUCCAACAUAUGGCUGGAAGGGGAGCCCAACCCUGAUGAGACGUACGUUCACGCUAUCACUUUCGUGAGUUGGAACAUCGUUGAUGGUGGACAUCUCCACUUGAGGGCCGUUCCCGCCGAUUCCUUGGGCCUGGGGUACGUGUGUGAGGCGACGGGCGUCUAACGGCCGUACCAUUAGGCAGCCUCUUCGAAUGUAGAACCUCUUCGUCCAUUUUCUCCUUCCAUACUAUUUGGAGGGGGGGCUCCGUAGGCGGAGGGAAGGUGUUCUUGGGGGAAAUUGUUGGAAUCUGGCAAGGGGUCAAAGGGUCGAGAGAGGCACAUCUUCGUCAGCCCCUUCGCAUAUUUUAUGCAUCAAUCCUGCAUUUCUUUUAAUAUAGUAGUAAAUGACCCAGGAAUUAUAAUAAAGCUUAUUUCAUCUAAUAUGAAUCGGCAAGCCUUUUUUAAAUAAAUUAUUUAAAAUGUU